UGCAGACACUUCCACGAAGCAACUGCAACAGCAGCUUCCACGAACAGCAAUGCUAACAUAAUGCGGUGUCUAAUUUUGAGGAGAUAGAACUAAUCUAUAAGCUUGAUGUAAUUUAAACAGAAGAUAACGGCAACAACUGCGUGUAUUUAGUUUAUUUAUAUUUAAUUAGAAGGUCAGCCUUUGUAAGAGGAAAGGAAUCCCAGGCUGUGUGUGUGUGCGCGCUUCGUAUGGACGGUCGUUUCGAGGUGAAUGCUACAGCAACGCGCUCGGCUGCCGCCGUCCGCCGUAGACGGUGGCCGGGAGGGCCGUCCGCCAUGGACCCGGUGAGUGCGCUGCUGGAGGAGGUAGCGCUGGAGGGGCUGGACGGCAUCACCCUCUCCACGCUGUGGUUCCGCCUGGACAGCCGCAUCCCUGCCUUCCCACUGCAGCUCGACCAGGCCACACGGCAGUUCCUUUGGGAGGCCGUUGUCAGCAGCCCCCAGGUUGAGUUCUACGAGCUGCCCGAGCCGAGGCCGCCGCUGGUGUUUUAUGACAGAUAUGAAGAAAUUGAUCCAGAGACAGGAAUUCAAGAGACCCGGAGGGAUCCCACACCAUGGGAUGAUAUCUAUCCCAUUUGCAUCAUUACUGAUAACAAGGAUGGAAUUCAGGGCUCCUGUCACCAUUUUAACAAGCGAAAGAACUUAACAGCAGAAGUGAGGACUCAGCAGUAUGAACCAUGUUGUUCGUUGGAUGAAGCCAUAGAAAGGUGGGGAGAAAAGCUGGUUAUGGUUGCUUCGCAAAUGAUGCGCCAUCGAACUCUAAUUGGAUGGGAAAAUGAUCCAGAGUUGAGCCUGCCUGACUAUUCCUAUUGUAUAUUAGAGAGGUUAGGUAGAGCGCGAUGGCAGGGGGAACUGCAGAGAGAUCUGCACAGUGGAGCCUUCAAAAUUGAUGCCCGUAAAAUGCAUUAUCACAGAAGAGUGCUAGACAGAAACUGUUUGAUUACUCUACAGUCCCACGUUAUUCGUCAGCCCAAUGGAAACCAGCAAUAUUCCAUUCUGCUACUGCUCAAACGUUUUCACGUUGAUAGGAGAAGCAAGUAUGACAUCCUCAUGGAAAAGAUCUCCAAUAUCCUUGUGAAUCGCCCCAAUCAGCUAGAAGUCAUGUUAACCCUUAGAGAUGAGCUGGGUCUUUGUGAGAGAACUUUCAAAAAACUUUAUCAGUAUAUGGUGUCAGCUGGUAUAGCCAAAGUGAUUUCUGUUCCUCUUAAAGAACUGCAUCCUGAGGGAGGACCUUGUGUGACAAAGAAAGGAACUGAAGUUAUUGUUCGCUGCUUGAAGUUAAUAAAGGAAUAUGGGAAAAAAUUAGAUGAUGACGAUGACAUGGAUGAAGAGGAAGGUAAAGGAGUCGAAACAAUGGAUGUUGUGUAUGAACGAGACAUGCUCACACAGGCUUAUGAGCUCAUUGAGAGAAGAGGCACCAAAGGGAUUUCACAGACCGAAAUCAGAUUGGCACUGAACGUUGGGAAACUUGAAGGCCGAAUGCUGUGCCGCCUCCUGGAGAGGUACAAAGUGAUCACGGGCUUCAUGGAAGAUGAAGGUCGUCAGCGCACAACUAAAUAUGUAGCCAAGACAUUUGUGGAACAGAGUGAGCUGAGCAAGCAAUUUGAAAAGGAGAAGGCAAGAAACGAGCGGCUGGCCACAACAAACCUCCUACCACUUGAUGCUGAUGCAUCGCAACUUGCUCCUCAGCAAGCGCCAACUUCUUCAAAGAACUUAGCGGAAGAUGCAUGCAAAAGUGUGGCAAAGGGGUCAUCAGGGGGCUCGCCAGAGUCAAGUCUCGAUCAAGAGGAUUUGGCAGCAUUACCAGAAACCACUGUCCAAAAAAAACAAUCUCCUCCUUUGGAGAAUAAAGAAAAGAUAUGUGCUGGCUCACAGAAAAUGAACAAAGGAAAAAAAUUAUUUAAAAGUGCAUUAUUAAGGAAACUUAAAAAGAAAAAAGGUCUCAAAUCCAAAAUGGGCAAAGGUAAGAAACUAUCUAGUUUACGAAAAACAGGUGUUAGGAUUGGCCAUCCCCACCAUACGGGUGAAAAUGUAGGUUUAUCCAAACAAUCGCAACAAAUGGAUGUUCAGCUAAAUGCUGCCCAGCACGAUCCAAGUCCUAAUUCUUCUAUGGAGUCUGAAAAUGAUCAAAGUGAAGAGAAUGUUUUAAUUGAAGAAAUCAAGAUUGAAAAAGCAAAGGAGAAAAGCCACGCAAGGAAGAGGAGACCUUGCAAAAAUAUCUGUGUAAAGAAACCACACGAAACAUUUCGGUUGCUAAAACGACAAAACUUAAUUAUAGAAGCUGUGCGGAAUAUGAAACUGAUUGAAAGCCUGUUUACACUUCAGAAGAUGAUCAUGGAAGAAGAGAAGAAAGAUGGUGUGGCCACCAGAUGCUGCAAGAAAUCCAUAGUAAGAAUGGUUCAAAAGCUGGCUCAAGAGGGACUGCUUCGACUCUUCCGCACCACUGUUAUACAGGACGGCAUUAGCAAAAAGGUGGAGUUUGUUGCUCAUCCGUCUGUGCUUCCCAAUGAUCCACUGGUAAAAAGUGCCAUUGAGCAAGUUCGAUUUAGGAUCUCCAGUUCGUACACAGUACAUCGGAUGAAAUCAUUGCAAGUCCAGGCUCAGAAGGAAAAGCAAAAGCAGACGAAGGAAGGUAGUUCAGUGACUGCAGCGGGUGAGGCAGAGCCGGACAAAAAUUCUGACACGCCCAGCAAAAGUUCCACCACCAAAACAGAUGAGAAAAUGGGUGUCACUCCUCUGAAGAAUUAUCAUCCUCUAAUAGUUCCUGGGCUGGGACGUUCGCUUGGGUUUCUUCCCAAAAUGCCUCGACUACGCCUUGUCCACAUGUUCCUGUGGUACCUCAUUUAUGGACACCCUCUGCAAGAGUCUGCAAAAGAUUCGGCCACAUCGAUACCUUCAGUUGACACACCAAGCAGUGCUGAAAAAGAGGUCUCGUCUUCAGAAGCCCCUGGAGAAGCUGUUGCUUCCACGUCAAGUGACACCACUGAUGCUAGUGCAGAAAAGAAUAUGCCAGCUGCUAAUGGAAAGCCAGCUGAGGUGCCAACUACGUUAGAAAUUAAUGAAGACCGCCAGUGGGAGGAAGAACUAGACCAAUUGUGCAUGAAAGAGACUGUUUACGUGGAUGAAGCAUCGUGGAAGAGAAAUAUUCCUCCUACCCCUAUUCACAGAGAAUUUGGAUAUGGUUGGGCUCUCAUUAGUGACAUACUGCUUUCUAUUCCCCUCUCUAUUUUUGUUCAGAUAGUACAAGUCAGCCACAAGGUUGAAAAUCUAGAAGAUUUUUUAAAUGAUCCUAUCUUGAAGCACACUUUGAUCAGGAGUCUGCCACAGCCUAUGAGGCAACAACUUCUUUAUAAGCGGAGAUACAUAUUUUCCUUCUUUGAGAGUCUGCAACGUCUUUGUUACAUGGGAUUAUUACAGUUUGGUCCAACUGAAAAGUUUCAGGAGAAAGAUCAGAUUUUCAUUUAUGUGAAAAAGAAUGCCAUGAUUGUUGAUACUACCAGUUGUGAUCCACACUAUAAUUUGGCCAGAAGCAGCAGGCCAUUUGAAAAUCGAUGCUAUGCUCUAAAUAGUAUGCAAGAUGUAGAAAGCUUCUGGUUUGACCUGAUGUGCGUUUGUCUGAAUACACCACUAGGUGUCAUUAGGGUUCCUCGCUUAAAUAAAGGUGGUCAGACAGCUGCUGAGGGAGCAGAAGACUCUGUGCUUAACCCGGAGAUAGAUCAGGACGCAACUGCAAAGAACUCUAUGGAGAACAGAUGUUCUCUGCUGGAAUAUGCAACGGGUAGUCGGAAAUUGAUGGAAGACGGGAAACUUCCAGGUGACGGUCUUGGAGCGGGAGGCCUCGAUUCUAGUUUCUUUGGACAUCUGAAGCGAAACUGGAUCUGGACCAGUUAUAUUAUGAACAAUGCUAAAAAGAGCCUCAGUGUCCCUGAGAGCAGCACAAUGCGAUUACAGAGUUUCCUUAACAAGCAUUCUCUUCCUCUUGCAGUUGCAGGAAACAAGUUCAAUAUGUUAGGGAUGCUCAGGUCUGUACAGGGACCCCUUACCAGGGAUAAGGAAGAAAUCCGAAUUGAAAAAGAGAGCAAUGUUGGUCGAAACAAGCGAGUAGCUGGCGGAAAAGGGCAGAAACGAAAACGACCUGAAAAGGAGAGUGGGAAGAAAACAAGAAAAAAGAAGAAGAAAGAGGAAGCUCCACAACAGGGGAAGGCAAAACGGUUUCGUUUCACAGACGACGCGGAUAAGAGUGCACUGCGUCGUAUGACCAAACUCCGCGUAACCUGGACUGCACAGGAAGACAGUCUGCUCAUGCUUUGCCGAGUAGCCAGCCACGUACUCAACAAAAAAGUGAAAGGACCUUUUGUUCCUUGGCAAACGGUCAGAGAUGUCUUGCACGAUUAUUUUGAAGAGGCUUUGGAUAAAACCUCUCUUGCUGUGGGCCGUAGAUCUCGCUACAUCCUCAAGAAUCCCCAGACAAUGCUUAAUUACAGAAUUUGUCUUGCUGAAGUCUAUGAAGACCACGCUUUAAUCGAUGAAAUCAUGAGCAAGAAGGGUAAUUACCAAGACUGUAAGGUUUGUGCAGAAGAGUUCCAAGAAUUUGUCAGAAAACUGAGAGAAAAAUUCAGCUCUACAAUCGGAUCUGGAAAUAUCGAGAUUCCUGAUACACUGCAGGAGUUAUUUGCCAGGUUUAAAGUUUUGGUUGUUGGAGAAGAAGGGAAUGAAGGCCGGAAGCAAGAUAACAUAAAAAGCACGGAUGAUAUCCAUUAUUUGGUCCUGCAAAAUUUCAUCCAGAGUACACUGGCUCUAUCAGAUAUACAGAUGAAAUCAUGUCAGUCCUUCCAGACUUUUCACCUUUACAAACAAUACAAGGACGAAAUCCUAGUGAAGGUGUUCCUGGACUUCCAGCAGAGGAGCUUGGUAAACCGCCGCAGGGUCAGUAAAGGUUUGGGUCCAAAGAAGAGCAGAGCCUUGCCCUUUGCAGCAAUGUCAUAUCAGUUGUCACAGACAUACUACAGGCACUUUGUCUGGCGCUUUCCGAGUAAUAUUUGUUCCGAAUCAUAUAAGUUUGUGCAAAAACUGAAGAGUACAGGAGCAGCAGAUCUCCCCAACGUCUUUUCAUUCCAGGACAUAGAUGCGUCCACUGAGGCUGAUAUGGUCACCUACCCUCUGGAUGGAAAUGGUGGCUGCUGUGUAGCUACGAUAUCCUUGUUUAUCCUCGGUCUGCUCUCUUUCCACGUCUCAAUCCCUGAGCAGAUUGUGGUUGUGGACAGUAUGCUGGUAGAUAAUGAAGUCAUAAAAAGGUUGGGGAAGGAAAGCAUCGAAGAUGAUGAGGAGGAUGAGCUGGAAGAUGUUGGGAGUAAGCCCAAAUUUGAAGUGAAGGCUCCUCAGGCCUCGCAUACUAAUUACUUGCUAAUGAGAGGGUACUAUGCACCAGGCAUUGUGAGCACACGGAACCUUAAUCCAAACGACAACAUAGUGGUAAACUCCUGUCGGGUGAGGUUAAAAAUCCGUUCAACGUCAGCUCAAGGAAGCUUGAGCACCCACGAUGAUCUAGCCACUUUGUUUCAGACAGACUCAGGACCAGGUGCUCUACCUCCAUCAUUCACAAAGGUGUUUAAACCCAGCACUACUGAGUAUGGAGGAGAGAAAGUUCAGAAACAUUUUGAAGAGGAGCUCGGGUACAGCCCUGAGGAUCUGGUGGCCGUGCAGGAGAUCUCCAGUGCAGUUGAAGAAUGCUCCAACUUUGGGAUUGAGAUAACAAAAUUAGCUCAGAGAUUUGCUCAGUACGAAGAGGUCUUGAAUGCUAGGACCAGGACUUUAAGGCAGUACUUACAGGAUUUGAUUGCAUUGGACCAAGUGAUUGAAGUCGGUGGCUCAACGACACGGUUGGUUGCAAUAACACACGCUUACCCAUGGAUGCUACAUCCAUUUUGUGUUUGGAAGAGUAAUGAGAAGUCUGUUUCUCUUCCCAAGAGGGGAUCCGAGCCUAGCAGUGAAAUGAGCCGUUCAGAGACGGACACAAAAGACAUUGUGCCAGGUGAUCUCACUGAAGUGCAGAGGAUGGGUGUAAAUCGUGAUCUUACUACUACCACCUCAAUGGAAGGUGUUGAGCAGCACAAUUCUGAGUGCACAACCACACAGAAUGAGCCAGUUUGUUCAGGUGAUACAUCUAUUGCGACUGGAAAUAAAAGAACUAGUGAAGAAACUGAAGCAGAAGCAGUUGACCACGUAAAUCCUUGUAAACGGCCUCGGGAAAGUGAACCUUCUGAGCUAAGCUUGGAUUCCUCAGAUCUGCAAAAGAGCGCAGCAGAUGAAGCAAAAACCAGCUUCUCCCAACAUCUGUCGCCUUCUGCCUUCUCACUGGAAAAUAACCCAGAUCAGCAGACGGAUCCAGGGAGGCUAAGCAGCAAGCAGGUUCCGGAUGGAGACGAGAGCUGUGAAGGGUUUAAUUCUUCAGGUGAUGUUAAAAGUCUAAACACCUCUUCAGAAAUGACUGCUGAGGAGUAUCGUGGCCAGCCAGGCCACCAGUCCGUGAGAGAUGACGAAGCAAAGCCCACUUUGAGUCAGGGACACACUGAAACAAUCCAUCCUGUGGAAGAGCAAGUUCUCAAAGGUGAUAAAUCUGCAGUGAAUCCCGAGAAGAAUUUACCACAUGACCAAGAUCCUCAAGUAAGCAAGAGUCAGGACAGACCUGGUCUUCAGAAGGAAGGAGAUACGGUUAAGGAGGAUGUCAAGAUGGACAGUAUCUUGCAGACCGAAUCAGACAAUGAAUACGAGCAGAUUAGUUUUUUCUGCCAUCCCUGGAGGAUUGUUGAUGGGAGCCUGAAUAAACCUGUGUGUAAAGGAAUGAUAGAAGCUGUCCUGUACCAUAUAAUGGCAAAACCUGGGAUCACAGAACAGAAACUAUUAAGCUACUACAGUGCUGUACUGCAGCCUGUAGUUGUGAGGGAAUUACUACGGGGUCUGGAAAGCAUUGGCUGCAUCCAAAAACGUUACUUGACCAAAACCAAACCCGUGUCCUUGUUCUCUGCUCCAACAACUGUUCAUGAGAUGCAGGGGCACAAGUUGUCUGAAAGCUGCACUGUUUUUUAUGAACCGACCAUAGACUGUGUCAUCAAACUCAGCAAAGUCUUUCCACACGAAUCAAACUGGAACAAGUGGAUACAGUAAUAUCACAGUUUACUUUUGUCUUCACAUAAAGAAGGCUUCCACAGGAGCUGUGACUGUCCCGGGAGCCACCGUAACUAUUUAUAUACCAGUUUGAAGAUCAGGUUAAAGGGAAAUAACCAAGGGUUACUAGAAAAUGAGGAAUAAAUCAUUUUACUAAAACUCACAGACUUUGUAUUAGAUUGCAAUGCACCUUCGUUUUAAUUCUGUGGCAUUGAUUACAGAACAUGAAUUUUAGUUUGUCAGAUCCUUUUUUAAGACAUGAAUGUUUUUUAAGAUAUAACGUUGCUAGGACUUGAGGACCUCAACUAUUGGGAAUAGAUGAAUAGGUUCAGACUUUAUUUCCUGCACCAUACGAGGAUGAGGGAAGAUUUGAUAGAGGUAUACAAAAUUAUGAGGGGUAUAGCCAAGGUAAAUACAAGCUGGCUUUUUCCCUACUAAGGUUGUGUAAGACUAGAACUAGAGUUCAUAGGUUAAAGGUGAAAUUUUUAAGAGGAACCUGAGAGGAUGUUGCAAGUGUGGUUUACACUGUCAGCAGAAGUGAUGGAUGUCGGUUUGAUUUCAACAUUUAGGAGAUGUGGAGAGGUAUGUGAUUAGGAAGGGUAUGACUGGCAGUGGUCCCGGUAAGGGUCAAUGGGACUGGACAGAAUAACAAUUUGGCAUGGCCCAGAUAGACCUAAGGGUCUGUUUUUGCACUGUAGUGCUCUAUGACUCUGAAGUGGCUUGAAGGAAUAGUGAUUUCAGGAAGAAGUGAGUUUUAUUGCCUUUGGCAUGUGUGACAGCACUGUGAAGAAGAGGAUUACACGCAGUCAGAAUUACAAGAAUGUAGAGUGAAAGCACAAGGAGAGAUUACACAGAGGAAAUAGUCAUGAGAGGGUUUUAAGUACCAGAGGUGAGGAUUUACAGUACUCUGCAAAGGUCUUGGGUACCUAGCCAUAUAUAUGUGCCUAAGAAUUUUGCACAUUACUCUUGAGUGGAGGAGAGAACGAGUUUGUAAAUCUGGCAGGAGCAACGGAUGUUGGGAAUAGCGAGGGUGGAGUUGGAGUGCUGUGGGAGGGGUGUGGGACAGAAUGCCGGGCGUGGGGAUGGGUGGCACGGGUGCAGACACACCCAGCCCUGAGAUACCAGACAAGGUCAUUUGCUUCCAAACAAUUAGGUUAUUGCUUCCUGCUCCCUCCCUUCUCCCUUCCCCUUUUCCCAACCAGGAUUUCCCCUCUCCCUGCCCCCUUCUCACUCUCAGUCAACAAUAGAGACCCAUAUCGGAAUCAGAUUUAUCAUCACUCACAUAUGUCAUGAAAUUUGUUUUUUUUUUGCGGCAGUACAGGGCAAUACAUAAAAUACAUAAACGUCUUAGGCACCCUAGCUACAUAUGCGUGCCUAAGAAUUCUGCACAGUUCAUUAAAACAAACAUUUCUGCACUCUUUCCAGUGGGUAAGUAUUGCAGGGUGAAUGAGACUUCCAGAGCUGGAGACUAGCAAUUUUAGAGAGGUCUGAUUGAUGUGCCUCACUAAGCAUAGGCAAGGAGACUUACGGGUUAACGUCCAGUGGCCCUUUCCUGGAUUGUUAGGCUUAAGCCAUGCUGACAUUUGUUCAUGGAUUUUACACCGGUAGAUUUAGUAUUGAAGCAAAGACAAACUGUGAAGCCCAUGGGCUUCCUAACAUUUCCAUUGUGUCUCUCUCGCAUGCCACAAGUAAAAGUACUUCAAUCACUAGCUACUACCCUACAAGCUUUGCCUGUAGACUCACUGUGCAGUGGGUGCACUUCCUGUGAUUGCCUUUGAAAUGGAACCAGAUUAACUAUUGGAAUCAGAGUCAGGUUUAUUAUCACUGGCAUAUGCAAUUUGUUGCUUAGCAAGCCUCAGUCUGUAACUUUUGUUCAUACCACUGGACCUGGACUUCUGAGAUUCAGAGUGGAACUGCCCCAGUGCCACAGCUUUUCCACUUUUAAAUGCCCUCUGGCACAAAUUUCCUGUCAUCCUCGGACAUGAUAAACAGCCGCCACAGUGCAAUACCUAAAAAUACCAUAAACUGCAAUCAAAAUACAUAAAAAUAUAAAUGAAUAGUGCAGCAAAGGGCAAAAUAGUGAGGUGGUGUCGUGGACUAUUUGGAAAUCUGACAGCCCAGGCGGAAAAGCUGUUUCUAAAACAUUUUGUGUGCAACUUCAGGCUCCUAUACCUCUUCUCUGGUAGUCAUGAGAGGGGGAUUUGUCUUUGACCUAAAGGUCCUUCAUGAUGGAUGGUGCCUUCUUGAGGCAGCAGCUUUUUGAAGAUGCCCUCAUUGGUGGAUCUGUCCUCAAAGGAAAGAUCACAAGGAAGUGGGGUGCAGUCGAUGAUUGCUCUGCACUGACUCCUUCCCAGAGCACUGGCGCAGAAUGACCAGCUCCUUCACAGAUUUGAUCUACAAAUGUGUCAGUCUUCUGCUUUCAUACUGCCAAUUCCUAAUCUCACUUUGGAUUGCGACCGUGAUGAACUGGAGAAAUAAAAGCCUAUUGAAAUAUCUGCACAGCUUCUGAUCACUGGAAUAUGCAAUCUGUUGUUACUGCGUCUAAAGAAAAUAGAAGGGAUUCCGGUUAAUUGGGACAACUGUUUGUCAAGUAACAAAAACUAAAUCGAAAAAAAAAACUGCCCGGAGUCCUUUGGUUUAUUUGGGGCUCUAUGCCGCUUAAUUGAGACAGGACACUGGUUCCGAACAGAUUAUCACUUGCGUCAAUCGCGUAGGACACCGUGCUUGGAGCGAUCAUUUUUUAAACAGCGUCAGUUCCAUGAAUUUGUGUUCAAAAAGCAGUGAUUUUUGUCUCUGAUAGUUGGCAGUAAAACAAUUCGGUACUGUUUUGCUCAACGCGGCUUCAAGCAUUCGUGCUUAGAGAUGCCAGAAACGGCCGGGACUGAAAAUGAACCGGAUUCACUUCAAGUUAGGAAUUAUGUAGGUAUCGUCAUUCAUCUUGAAUGUUACACUGGAAAUGGAGAUUUGGAGGGACGCAGUCAUUGAAGGAAUUGUCUUAAGUCAGUCCACUGUCUGUACUAGGUGUCUACACCGAUUUUUUUCAUUUACAGUCAGCCGAAAGUACAAAACAGAGGAAUUCCUCGGUCAAUAAUUAUUAAUGAGCUAAUACAAUUUUAUUGCACUGUAAAAGUAUUGGUAGUGUUCUAAUUUGUUCUGUAUUUCAUUUAAAUACAUAAAUUGUUACCCAUUUCAA
Hypanus sabinus (Atlantic stingray) is the source of this 10395-nucleotide messenger RNA. RefSeq names its product general transcription factor 3C polypeptide 1-like. Gene Ontology annotation, biological process: transcription initiation at RNA polymerase III promoter; 5S class rRNA transcription by RNA polymerase III. The record is from RefSeq and is a predicted model, not a curated record. The transcript is spliced from 37 exons. The coding region runs from base 228 to 7202 and encodes 2324 amino acids. Gene Ontology annotation, cellular component: transcription factor TFIIIC complex. NCBI's taxonomy places the organism in Eukaryota, Metazoa, Chordata, Chondrichthyes, Myliobatiformes, Dasyatidae. Gene Ontology annotation, molecular function: DNA binding.